Messenger RNA from Hippocampus comes (tiger tail seahorse), 1588 nucleotides. RefSeq names its product dipeptidyl-peptidase 7 (gene dpp7). The coding region runs from base 70 to 1548 and encodes 492 amino acids. Gene Ontology annotation, molecular function: serine-type exopeptidase activity; dipeptidyl-peptidase activity. Lineage: Eukaryota; Metazoa; Chordata; Actinopteri; Syngnathiformes; Syngnathidae. Gene Ontology annotation, cellular component: vesicle. The record is from RefSeq and is a predicted model, not a curated record. The transcript is spliced from 13 exons. Gene Ontology annotation, biological process: proteolysis.
UCGUUCGGUAUACAAAAAAAAAAAAAGAAGAAAGACACGAGACAGACUGAAGAGCGUCAAGUCGCGAACAUGAAGUCCGUUUUCGGAGCGCUAAGGUUGACGUUGUUAACUGCAGAGCUUCUGCAAACGUUAUCAUACAGCAAUAUCAAGACAGGAAUACAUGAAUCCCAGACACAACCCCUUUUCAAAGAAAAGUAUUUCACCCAGAGUCUUGACCACUUCAACUUUAAUGCCAUGGGGAAUGGGACAUUCCUUCAGCGAUACCUGAUCACUGAUAAAUACUGGAAUACUGGAUAUGGUCCGAUUUUCUUCUACACCGGCAAUGAGGGGGACAUCUGGGAAUUUGCCCUGAACUCUGGAUUUCUUACAGAAUUGGCUGCUCAUCAGGAAGCCUUGGUCAUAUUUGCUGAACAUAGGUACUAUGGCAAGUCUCUCCCUUUUGGCAAUGAGUCCUUCAACAUCCCUCAGAUUGGCCUUUUGACAGUGGAACAGGCAAUUGCAGAUUAUGCUGUCAUGAUCAGUGCAUUGAAACGUCAGUUGUCAGCCGCAGAUUGCCCUGUUAUUGUUUUUGGUGGAAGUUACGGUGGAAUGCUGUCUGUCUAUAUGAGAAUAAAGUAUCCAAAUGUUGUGGCUGGAGCUCUCGCUGCCAGUGCACCUAUCCUGUCAACUGCCGGGCUGGGGGACCCUAGGCAGUUUUUCAGAGAUGUCACUGCUGAUUUUGAGACCAUUUCUCCAGAGUGCAAAUAUGCUAUAAAAGGAGCUUUUCAUCAUCUGAAAGAAUUAGGUGAACGACAAGAUUACAGUAAAAUACAGUCGGCGUUCGCCCUGUGUAAGCGUCCAUCAUCUGUUCAGGACAUCCACCAGCUAAAUGGCUUUCUGAGGAAUGCUUUCACGUUGAUGGCCAUGUUAGAUUACCCUUACAGCACUCAUUUCAUGGGCAACAUGCCUGCCAAUCCUGUGAAGGUUGCUUGUGAAACCAUGCUCCGUGGAUCUGAUCUACUUACUAGCCUGAGGGAUACUGCAGCCAUUGUGUACAACUCCACUGGCUUGCUGACCUGUUUCGAUGUCUCCAGUUUGUAUGUGGAGUGCGCCGACCCCACUGGCUGUGGUCUCGGCUUUGACAGCAUGGCCUGGGACUAUCAGGCAUGCACGGAAAUAAAUCUCUGCUAUGAGAGCAACAACAUCACAGACAUGUUUCCAGCAAUGACCUUCACUGAGGAAGAACGCUUGCGGUACUGCUCCAAACGCUGGGGUGUGAUCCCGCGACCAGGCUGGCUCAAAAUCCAGUUCUGGGGUGAUGCUCUUUCCAGUGCAAGCAACAUAAUUUUCUCCAAUGGUAACCUGGACCCAUGGGCAAAUGGAGGGGUGCAGAAAUCUUUAAGUUCAUCAUUGAUCGCUAUCAACAUUGGUGGGGGAGCUCAUCAUCUGGAUUUAAGAGGGUCCAAUGUUGCUGAUCCAGCAUCGGUUAUUGAAGCCCGGAAGACUGAGGCAGACCUUAUCACACAGUGGGUGGAGUUGGAGAGGACCAGAAUACAACGGCUGCCCUAAUAGUUAGUGUCUUGCUUUUUUUUUUUUUUUUUUUUUUGGG